This is a messenger RNA of Magallana angulata, 2494 nucleotides long. RefSeq lists its product as uncharacterized. Gene Ontology annotation, molecular function: zinc ion binding; nucleic acid binding. NCBI's taxonomy places the organism in Eukaryota, Metazoa, Mollusca, Bivalvia, Ostreida, Ostreidae. The transcript is spliced from 2 exons. Bases 225 to 974 code for a protein of 249 amino acids. The record is from RefSeq and is a predicted model, not a curated record.
UUAUUAAAGGUAUGAUGACACGUGUGUCUAUCGAACACGUGUUUUUGUUUAUUUAUAUUUAUACCGGAAACCAAAUUUGAUUGGUUUCUAUAAUAAGUAUUUCACCUGUUAUACAGGUAUUUAAAUUAGAGAAGCGCGACUUCUCGUGUUAAGUGAAUAAAGAAUUUAGCGCCAUUCGAAGGCUCUCUCUUCGUGCAGUUAGACGUGUUUUGGUUAGCUUCCUCAUGGCAGAUAAAAGCGACGAAGAGAUGCUCGAAGAAGUUAUCCUAACCCCAGGAGAAACUACAAACAAUUCUUUCGCUUUGACUGACGCCGUGAAACUGCUGACAUCAACAAUAAAUUCUCAAUUUCAACAGUUAGCUGAAAAAUUACAGGAAGACAGCACAAACUCUGCACAGUUGCUCAAGAAAAAGCUGAAAGAUAACAUCGCCGGAAAGCUCAAGUUCGAAGGUAACAGAGUGCAAUACAUAUUCAACGAAGAGUGUAUUGAAGAACUUGAUAAGUUAAAAGAUUUGUCUUCCAACGAUAAAGAUACUGUUAAACGUUUGAGAGAGAAAAUUAACACAAGACAAAAGCAUAUAAGAAUUGCAGAUGGGUCACCAGCUGGGUGGAAAACGGUACAGGAGUACCAACUCAACGAUGUGGCUGAAAACUCGGACGACGAGAAACGAAUCCGCAGUGCAGAAAACAGGGCGCUCAAACAGACGAAACAGGGAAAGAAGUCCCGGUUCUCUCCUUAUCUCAAACCUGCACAAACAGCUGCGGCUGGCUCUCCUGCUCAGCUGCCUUCUUAUGGUCUGCAACAGCAGAACAACGUCCUACAGACAGCAAACCCAUUCCUUCAGCCCUUUCGUGCAGCUAGCAGGCGCACACCGCAACCAAGUGACGUCUGCUACAAAUGUUUCCAAACGGGACACUGGAAAUCAAGAUGCCCCUCUCAGUUCGGCAGCACUGCGCCCUCCUCCUCAAAAUGAAGUUGAUGGAUUUGCAGAUAUAUUUUCGGUGGGGAGGUGGAGUAAUCUAUUUUCCAGAAUACAAGACCCAAAGCUCCAAGAGUUGGCCGAACUCCUACCAUCGUAUUGUCUUAAAGCAAGGGCCGAAAAUACAACCAAAAAAUACAGGUACACAUUUAACAGAUUUUCUAAGUGGUGCAAGACUUUUGAACCUCAUGUCAAAAAUCUACCAACAACAGAUGUGAAUGUAUCUCUCUAUCUGAUUUACAUUGCGAAAACUUUUAAAUCUGCUCCCAAAAUAGAAGAGGCUGUUCAUGCUAUAGCUUGGGCACAUAAACUGGCAGGUUUUUCAAACCCAUGUGACUCAACUUUGGUGAAGUUCACAAAGGAAGGUUGUUUACGUGAUACCAGUCAACCCGUUACAAAAAAGGACCCUAUAACACCAGAAAUUCUGUCUUCGAUCGUGUCUUUAUUGGGAGGAAAGCAAGCAUCGCUUUUCGAUUUACGUACUUGUUCCAUUUUUUUGUUGGGUUAUGCAGGGUUUCUGCGUUUUUCUGAAAUUGUCAAUAUUCAAAGAUCUCAUGUAACUUUUCAUGAAUCACAUUUGAAAUUAUUUGUUCCCAAAAGCAAAACUGAUGUUCAAAACAAGGGUAGUUGUGUAUAUAUUUCACGCACAAGUUCUCAAAACUGUCCUGUGAACCUACUAGAGAGGUAUUUGAAUUUGUCUGGUAUAGAAGAAAAUUCAGAUGAAUAUAUUUUCAGACAACUGUCUUAUAGCAAGAAAUUCAAUAUUUAUAGACUCAAGAAAUGUAAGGCACCACUGUCAUAUACCAGAGUUAGAGAAAUUGUUUUGUCUACAUUAAAUACUUUGGGUUUAGACUCAAAAAAGUUUGGUGUGCAUAGUCUGCGGUCGGGUGGGGCCACGGCUGCCGCAACUUCAGGAGUGAGUGAUAGACUCUUUAAAAAGCACGGGCGGUGGAAAAGUGAUAAUGCUAAAGACGGCUACGUUCACGAAAAUUUAAAAAGUAAACUUUCUGUUUCCAAAAAUCUUGGUAUAUAACUCUUUCUUUAUUUGUCGAAACUGCACUCUUGAGAGCGCUUCUGUACCUACACACUGUGUUUAUUUAUUUUAUAAAUUAUUUAUGUUCGGUUGAGUGUAACGAAUUAGAACAUAAAUGUAUUUAUUAAAGGUAUGAUGACACGUGUGUCUAUCGAACACGUGUUUUUGUUUAUUUAUAUUUAUACCGGAAACCAAAUUUGAUUGGUUUCUAUAAUAAGUAUUUCACCUGUUAUACAGGUAUUUAAAUUAGAGAAGCGCGACUUCUCGUGUUAAGUGAAUAAAGAAUUUAGCGCCAUUCGAAGGCUCUCUUUUCGUGCAGUUAGACGUGGCCCCCACCCACCCACCCUACUUGUUUUCGUGUAUCAUUUUAUUGUAAUUAACAAUUUUUCUCAUUAUUGUAGAGAACUGAGGAGAACUGAAGAUAUUUGUCUAUAACUUUAUUCGAAUAAACUGCACUCUUGAGAGCGCUUCUGUACCUACA